AGAUGCAAGGGCCCAGCCUGAGGCAUGAAUAUCCCCUAAUUCCCCAACGAAAUCCUCGAAACACCCACCGCGAGUGCGCAAUGCCCUUGCUUGGACCGAUGUAUUGCUUUCUACCCCGAACAUACAAAAGAAAGAAAGAAAGAAAGAAGAAGAAGAAGAAAAAAAAAAACAGAUAA
Chondrus crispus (carragheen) is the source of this 176-nucleotide messenger RNA. RefSeq lists its product as hypothetical. The transcript is spliced from 2 exons. Lineage: Eukaryota; Rhodophyta; Florideophyceae; Gigartinales; Gigartinaceae. The record is from RefSeq and is a predicted model, not a curated record. The coding region runs from base 3 to 176 and encodes 57 amino acids.